AUGGCUCAUACAGCGCAGUCAGAGAUCAAACCCUCCUUGCAGGAGGUAUCGGUGAUUAUAGAGAAGUCGAAGUCAUCCUCACAUCCUCCGAACCUCGUCCCGUUGUGCGCACAAGUCAAGGCCGAUCUGUUCACGCCGACCCAAGCAUACCUGAAAGUAUCAAAUGGAGCAAAGUUGUCGUUUCUUUAUGAGAGUGCGGCUACAACUGGCACAAUCGGCCGGUACUCUUUCGUUGGCGCCAGCCCUCUGAAAGUGCUCAAGUCAGGACCAGGCCAUGGACCUGAGGAGGAUCCUCUCCCGCAGCUGGAGCAAGAGCUCGCGCAGUAUAGAGUCGCCUCAGUCCCGUCGUUACAGCUUCCGCCGAUGACUGGUGGUGCCAUCGGCUACGUCGGCUAUGACUGUGUGCGAUAUUUCGAGCCUAAGACGGCCCGACCUAUGCAAGAUGUCCUGAAUCUGCCGGAGAGUCUCUUCAUGCUGUUCGAUACAAUUGUUGCUUUCGACCACUUUUUCAACGUCUGCAAAGUUAUUACAUAUAUACAAGUGCCACCGAGCGGCUCGGUGCGGGACCUGGAAAGUGCGUAUGCAAGAGCCAGAUCCACCAUUGAAAAGGUCAUCGCCAUGCUGCAGGACGAGCAUAUCCCUAUUCCGGAGCAGGUAGCCAUCCAGCCUGGCAACAAGGCCACAUCGAAUAUCGGUCAGACUGGGUAUGAAGGCCAUGUGGCUACCCUCAAAAAACACAUCACCAAGGGCGACAUCAUCCAAUGCGUCCCCUCACAUCGCAUGGCACGCCCAACCAGUCUCCACCCCUUCAACAUCUACCGCCACUUAAGAACGGUCAAUCCCUCACCAUACCUCUUCUACAUAGACUGCGAAGAUUUCAGUAUCAUAGGCGCCUCCCCAGAACUGCUGGUGAAGGAAGAAGCCGGCCGAAUCAUCACGCAUCCCAUUGCAGGCACUGUCAAGCGGCAUCCAGAUCCCGAGGAAGAUGAGAGAUUGGCGGACGAGCUAAGGAACAGCAUCAAAGAUCGAGCCGAACAUGUCAUGCUGGUCGACCUUGCACGAAACGAUGUCAACCGCGUAUGCGAUCCACUCUCGACUCGUGUUGACAGACUCAUGGUUGUGGAGAAAUUCAGCCAUGUCCAGCACCUCGUCAGUCAGGUAUCUGGCGUCCUUCGUGACGGCGAGACACGCUUCUCUGCUUUCCGCAGUAUUUUCCCCGCCGGCACAGUAUCCGGUGCUCCCAAAGUCCGAGCGAUGGAGUUGAUUGCCGAACUUGAAAAGGAGAAGCGGGGCGUCUAUGCUGGUGCAGUCGGAUACUUUGGCUUCUCUCAGGUAACGCCGGAUGGAUCGGCAAUUGAGGAGGGCGCAAUGGACACUUGCAUCGCGCUACGGACGAUGGUUUGGAAGGAUGGAGUUGCGUACCUUCAGGCCGGUGGUGGUAUUGUCUUUGAUAGUGAUCCGGAAGACGAGUGGAUUGAGACAAUGAACAAGUUGGGCGCGAAUGUUAGGACGCUCGAGGCAGCCGAGGCAUAUUAUCUCACCAUGCAAAAGGCAGCGACGCAGCAGAGCAAUGGGCUUGCGAGAUAG
Cyphellophora europaea CBS 101466 is the source of this 1587-nucleotide messenger RNA. Its product is annotated as anthranilate synthase component I. The transcript has a single exon. NCBI's taxonomy places the organism in Eukaryota, Fungi, Ascomycota, Eurotiomycetes, Chaetothyriales, Cyphellophoraceae. Bases 1 to 1587 code for a protein of 528 amino acids. Gene Ontology annotation, molecular function: anthranilate synthase activity. Gene Ontology annotation, biological process: L-tryptophan biosynthetic process. The record is from RefSeq and is a predicted model, not a curated record.